AUGGCUUCAGUAGUGGAAUUAAGCAAAUCAAUGGUAGAGAAUAUGAAGAAAGCUUUGCUUCUAUUAAAUGAAAAUAAAAAUCAAGGUGGUUUGGAAAAAUGGAUUAAGAAAUGCACAGUGAAUAUUCGACAAUUGAAUAAACAUUUAAAAAAAUGUGAUUGUGUUGGUACAAAACGACAUUUGCAAACAAGUAUUGGUGAAAUGAUUGGUUUUCGGGUAAUGAUGAAGGCAAUGCUACAUCAAGGUGGUAAUAUAAAACAUAAUAUAAAACGUAAUAUAAAACGUAAUAUAAAACGUAUUCAAUGGAAGAAUAUGGAGUCCGCGUUUGAUAGUCGAAUUAAGACUGGUAUAAUUAUUAAUUUGACGCACAAAGACCCAAAAUUAUUUUUGGACGGUGCACUGUGUAUGUUUAUACGACAAAUCCGGAAUGUUUUAAAGGAUUUCAAUCAAAUCAAAGUAAAUUCAACAUUUUGCGGUGAAUUUGUAAAGCUACAGAAUGAUGAUGAAGUUUACGAAUUCAAAUAUUUUAAUAGUAAGAAUCAAAUUAUUGAUCGAAUUUCAAAUUUAACGGAAUGGUAUCAGGAAAACAUACAAAAACCAAUUUUAGUACAGCUAGAAGAAUUUCAAGAACGUGACAGUGGUUGGGCCUUAAAUGCAGUAGUAAACUUAAUGAUUAAUAUUAACAAAUAUGAAUCGUUCAGAGGUUCAUCAUAUAUUGAUUUACCUCAACAAAUAAAAUCCAAAAACGCUUGCAUAAACGUUAAAAAUAAUGAUGAUGCUUGCUUUGCAUGGGCGGUUACAUCAGCUUUACACCAAGCUUCAGAGCAUUCUGAUAGAAUGUCUUCUUAUCCACAUUAUUCGCGGGUGUUAAAUUUAAAUGGUAUAAACUUUCCGAUGGAACUAAAACAAAUACCAAAAUUUGAAAAACUGAACGAUAUAAGCAUAAAUGUGUUUGUUUUAAAAUUAAAAAAAUCUAUGUACAGUGUUGUGCCAACUUUGUUAACAAAUAAUAAAAGAAAUAGACAUGUAAAUUUACUUAUGGUUCAAGAUGUGUAUUUUGAUGAAGAAGAUGAUGAUGAAGAAAAUAAUAAUGAUGAGAAUAUUGAUAUCAAAUACCAUUAUUGUUGGAUUAAAAAUUUUUCACGACUUGUAUCAAAUCAAUUGAAUAAAGAUGGCCAUAAAAAUAAUAAGGAACGAGUACCGUUUAUUAUCUAUGCCGAUUUUGAAUGUUUAUUGAAACCACUUGCUCCAGAAAAUAAUAAAAAAUCACAACGUUAUCAACAACAUGAAGCAUAUAGUGUAGGUUAUUAUUUUUGUUGUUCAUAUGAUGAUACUCUUAGUUAUUAUAAUUCGUAUAGAGGAGUCAAUCCCGAACUAUGGUUUGUAGAUGAAUUGAAGGAAAUAGCUGAAAAAGUUGAAGAUAUAUAUGCAAAUCCUGUACCUAUGAAUGAGCUUAGUGACAUUGAAAAACAACAAUUUCGGCAAGCUUCUGUGUGCCAUAUUUGUGAAAAAGCUUUGGGUAAUGAUCGUGUACGAGACCAUGAUCACUUAACGGGAAAGUUUCGUUCUGCCGCACUUAGCGAGUGUAAUUUAAAUUACCAAAAUUCACGGACAGUUCCUGUUGUGUUCCAUAAUUUGAGUGGCUACGAUGCACAUUUUGUAAUUAUGGAAUUGGCUACAGCGUUUGAAGGCAGAGUUGAUUUAUUACCUAUAAAUAAAGAAAAAUAUAUAUCAUUCACCAAAAACAUUGUUGGUAGUGAUGUAAAAUUUAAAUUUGUUGAUUCAUUCCGAUUUAUGGCAUCAUCAUUGGAAAAGUUAGCAUCAUAUUUACCAGAAUGUAAGAUAUUAUACAAAAAUUGUUUUGAUGGGGAUGUUCAAAAGUACAAUUUGUUAACUAGAAAGGGGGUGUUUCCGUAUGACUAUGUUGACGGUUGGAAUAAAUUAGAAGAUCGGCAUUUACCACCUAUCAGAGCAUUUUACAGCAAGUUGAACGAUUCAAACAUUUCACAAAACGAUUAUGAGCAUGCAAAAAAUAUUUGGAAAAAAUUCAAAAUUCAAACUUUAGGUGAAUAUUCGGACCUGUAUUUGAAAACAGAUGUAUUACUUCUAGCAGACAUUUUUGAAAAUUUUCGUGAUACUUCUGUUAAGACAUACAAUUUAGAUCCUGCGCACUAUUGUACCACACCGGGAUUUACAUGGGAUGCAAUGUUAAAAUACACACAAAUUCAACUGGAAUUGUUAACUGAUAUUGAUAUGUUGAUGUUUGUGGAGCGGGGGAUCAGGGGAGGAAUAAGCCAGUGCUGCAAUCGCUAUGCGAAAGCAAACAAUAAAUAUAUGUCUGAUUAUAAUGAACUUGAAGAAUCCAUAUUCAUAAUGUAUUAUGACGUUAACAAUUUGUAUGGUUGGGCCAUGUCGCAAUAUUUGCCGACUGGGGGAUUUAAAUGGUACACUGACACAUCACUGAACGUGCAACGGAUACCUGAUGAAUGCUCAGAAGGUUUUAUACUGGAAGUGGACUUAGCGUACCCUCAGCAUCUUCAUGAUCAACAUAAUGAUCUUCCAUUAUGUUCGACACAUGAAAAGCCACCAGGUUCAAAACAAAAAAAGUUACUUACAACACUUCAUGACAAAGAAAAAUACAUAAUUCACUACAGGAAUUUGAAACAGUGUCUCAAGCUUGGAAUGAAAUUGAAGAAAGUGCAUCGUAUUUUGAAAUUUAAUCAAUCUCCUUGGCUAAAACACUACAUUGACUUAAAUACUCAAAUGCGUGCCAAGGCAACAAACGAGUUAAGCUAA
Messenger RNA from Chrysoperla carnea, 2796 nucleotides. RefSeq lists its product as uncharacterized. Lineage: Eukaryota; Metazoa; Arthropoda; Insecta; Neuroptera; Chrysopidae. The transcript is spliced from 2 exons. The record is from RefSeq and is a predicted model, not a curated record. The coding region runs from base 1 to 2796 and encodes 931 amino acids.